Molecule: messenger RNA, 3164 nt
Organism: Corylus avellana
Lineage: Eukaryota; Viridiplantae; Streptophyta; Magnoliopsida; Fagales; Betulaceae
Gene: AGO6
Product: Argonaute family protein
Molecular function (GO): RNA binding; protein binding
Source: RefSeq, a predicted model, not a curated record
UCUCAAUUCAGUCUCUCUUUGGAGCCCAAAGAAGGAAAGAAGUGUAGCGACUCUCGGUCUCCUCUCGCUUCAACGCCUCUCUCAAAACCCUAGAAAAAACACUCCAAAAGCCGCUUCACCGGUACGAUUUCUGCUCAUAUAUUCCGAUUUCGAUUCCGGUUAUUGGUCUAGUGGAAGAUGGAGAAAGUAGGUGUUUCUCAGGAAGCUGGUGGCACCCUACCUUUGCCCCCACCACCUCCAACUCUACCACCCAAUCUAAAGCCAGAACAACUGGUCACUCCCAAGUAUUCAAUUACCAGCAGGAGUGGGGUUGGGAGUACUGGACGGAAAAUAUCUUUGCUAACGAACCACUUUAAAGUUUCUGUCAAUUCUCCAGAUGCUGUAUUUUACCAGUACACUGUUUCUAUUACUUCAGAAGAUAAUAGAGCUGUUGAAGGCAAGGGAAUAGGGAGAAAACUAGUUGAUAGGCUUCACCAAACUUACUCUUCUGAGCUUUCCGGAAAAAUGUUUGCAUAUGACGGGGAGAAAAGUCUCUACACUGUUGGUCCUCUGCCACAAAACAAGUCUGAGUUCCAAGUGGUGCUUGAGGAGUCAUUUGGAAAACGUAGCGAAACUGUGAUUCCUGAUGACUGUCAGAGCCCCAGUGGGACUGGUAAAAAGUCAAAGCGUUCUUUUCGGUCAAAUACCUUUAAGGUGGAGCUUGGUUAUGCUGCCAAAAUACCCUUGAGGUCCAUUGCUCUUGCCCUCAAAGGAGCAGAUGCAGAUAAUAAUUCUCAGGAUGCUUUGAGAGUCCUCGAUAUUAUACUUAGGCAGCAAGCAGCGAACAGGGGUUGCCUUUUGGUAAGACAAUCGUUUUUUCACGACGACUCAAGGAACUUAACUGAUGUUGGAGGAGGAGUAAAUGGGCUUUGGGGGUUCCAUUCCAGCUUUCGUCCGACUCAAGGGGGUUUGUCUCUUAAUAUGGAUGUGUCAACAACAAUGAUAAUAAAACCUGGUCCUGUGAUUGACUUCCUUUUAGCUAACCAAAAUGUGCGUGAUCCUCGCUAUGUGGAUUGGUUAAAGGCUAAGAGAAUGCUUAAAAAUCUUAGGGUUAAGGCGAGACACCGAAACAUGGAAUUUAAAAUCAUUGGCCUGAGUGAGAAGCCCUGCAAUCAGCAAUACUUUUCAAUGAAAGUGAGAAAUGGUGAUGGUGGAGAUGAAGGGCAAACUAGGGACAUUACUGUGUAUGAUUAUUUCACUAGAUUCUGUGGCAUAGAACUCGAGUAUUCUUCAUACCUGCCAUGCCUUGAUGUUGGCAAGCCCAAGCGGCCCAACUAUCUACCUCUGGAGCUCUGCUCGCUAAUUUCGCUUCAACGGUACACAAAAUCAUUAUCCUCGAUGCAGAGGGCAUCUUUAGUUGAAAAAUCUAGACAGAAGCCUCAGGAAAGAAUACGUACUCUGACUGAUGCUGUGAAAAACUACCGGUAUGAUGAUGACCCUGUGCUUACUGAGUGUCGUAUUUCUAUUGAGAAACAAUUGACACAGGUUGAUGGCCGUGUUCUAGAGGCUCCAAAGUUGAAGGUUGGCAACAAUGAAGAUUGCAUCCCUCGAAAUGGGCGCUGGAAUUUCAAUAACAAGAAACUUUGGAAACCCACAAAGAUUGAACGUUGGGUUCUUGUAAACUUCUCUGCUCGCUGUGAUACCAGUUAUAUUUCACGGGAGCUUAUCACCUGUGGAAGGAACAAGGGCAUUCAUAUUGAACGCCCUUUUACAUUAAUUGAAGAAGAUGCCCAAUCUAGAAAUGCAAGCCCUGUUGUAAGGGUAGAAAAGAUGUUCGAGCUUAUUAAAGCAAAACUUCCUGGUCCACCGGAAUUCAUCCUUUGUGUUUUGCCAGAGAGGAAAAACUCCGAAAUUUAUGGGCCCUGGAAGAAGAAAAGUCUAAGUGACUUUGGCAUAGUCACACAAUGCAUUUCCCCGGCUAAGGUUAAUGAUCAGUACCUCACUAAUGUGCUUCUUAAAAUCAACACCAAGCUUGGUGGAAUAAAUUCUUUGUUGGCCAUAGAGAACUCCUCACGUAUUCCUCUGAUAACUGAUACUCCUACAAUGAUUUUGGGAAUGGAUGUUUCACAUGGGUCUCCUGGUCGAUCAGAUAUCCCAUCUAUUGCUGCGGUUGUUGGCUCUCGAUGUUGGCCACUCAUUUCAAGGUAUAGGGCAUCUGUAAGAGCGCAAUCGCCUAAAGUGGAGAUGGUUGAUGCUUUAUACAAGCCUUUGGCUGAUGGAUCUGAUGAUGGCAUCAUAAGGGAACUGCUUGUGGACUUCUUUCAAACGAGCGGUAAACGAAAACCUAGUCAGAUUAUUCUAUUCAGGGAUGGAGUGAGCGAAUCACAGUUUAACCAGGUUUUGAACAUCGAGCUGGAUCAAAUCAUUAAGGCAUACCAGCAUCUUGGGGAAGUUGACAUUCCCAAGUUCACAGUGAUUGUAGCUCAGAAGAAUCACCACACAAAGCUUUUUCAAGCUGGUGCCCCCGAAAAUGUUCCACCUGGGACUGUUGUGGACACAAAAAUUGUGCACCCAAGGAACUAUGAUUUCUACAUGUGUGCUCAAGCAGGGAUGAUUGGAACUUCUAGGCCAGCACACUAUCAUGUCUUGGUUGAUGAGAUUGGUUUCUCUCCUGAUGAGUUGCAAAAUCUGAUCCAUUCACUAUCAUAUGUGUACCAAAGGAGUACUACUGCAAUUUCAAUUGUGGCACCGGUGUGUUAUGCCCACCUUGCUGCAUAUCAAAUGGGACAGUUUAUGAAGUUUGAAGACCUCUCAGAAACCUCUUCAGGAAAUGUCACUUCUGUGGGUGGUGCCCCCAUUCCAGAGCUCCCUAGGUUGCACGAGAAAGUCCGGAGUUCGAUGUUCUUCUGUUGAGUUAGUGCUGACAGAUUUUGGUAAAUACCGCUAAUUUUAUACGAUUUUUUGUCAUCGUAGAAAGGCAUAGGUUUAUACGCGUAGACAGGCAACCCCAGUUAUCUUCAGACGGGGUGGAGAUAGGUACACUGAUGCAGAAGCAACCUUUUGGUUUAGUUAUCGACAAGUUCAGCUAUUUAGAACAAUGGAUUCAAUAUUUGUAAUUAACUAGUUUUUGCGUAUUUUGAAGGCAUUAUCCGGACCAUCUUAAUUUAUGAAAAAUAUGUUUGUUA